AUGCUCAGAGCUCAUCGCUCAGCUUCCGAAGCCGAUAUUGAGCUCGAGGUAGUUCCGCCCCGUGGAUUUAGCAGGCUCUUAGCCCGACUCUUUGGAGUGUUUCCCCGCGAGCGAAAGCCUGAGCCCACACGAUCAAGGAGGGACCCAGGGCUGAAAUCAACCAAGAAACGUGGGAAUCAACCCAAAAAUUCGCACAGGAAAUCAACCAAGAAACGUGGGAAUCAACCCAAAAAUUCGCACAGGAAAUCAACCAAGAAACUUGGGAAUCAACCCAAAAAUUCGCACAGGAAAUCAACCAAGAAACUUGGGAAUCAACCCAAAAAUUCGCACAGGAAAUCAACCAAGAAACUUGGGAAUCAACCCAAAAAUUCGCACAGGAAAUCAACCAAGAAACGUGGGAAUCAACCCAAAAAUUCGCACAGGAAAUCAACCAAGAAACUUGGGAAUCAACCCAAAAAUUCGCACAGGAAAUCAACCAAGAAACUUGGGAAUCAACCCAAAAAUUAUCAUAGGAAAUCAACCAAGAAACUUGGGAAUCAACCCAAAAAUUCGCACAGGAAAUCAACCAAGAAACUUGGGAAUCAACCCAAAAAUUCGCACAGGAAAUCAACCAAGAAACUUGGGAAUCAACCCAAAAAUUCGCACAGGAAAUCAACCAAGAAACGUGGGAAUCAACCCAAAAAUUCGCACAGGAAAUCAACCAAGAAACGUGGGAAUCAACCCAAAAUUCGCACAGGAAAUCAACCAAGAAACGUGGGAAUCAACCCAAAAAUUCGCACAGGAAAUCAACCAAGAAACGUGGGAAUCAACCCAAAAAUUCGCACAGGAAAUCAACCAAGAAACGAAAUCAGCCAAGAAAUGAAAAAGAAACAGGAAUCAAACAACCAUGAAACCAACGAACAGACCGAGAAAUCAAGGAACCGAGAAAUCAACCAAGAAACCAGGAAUCAAGAAACCAGCCAAGGAAUCAACCAGAAUGGAGAGAGAAGGCUUAAGUUAAAACUGCGUUUGAAGAAUUCAGAAACCACAGGAGUGACUUUCCGUGUGUUUGACUAA
Molecule: messenger RNA, 1056 nt
Organism: Penaeus monodon (black tiger shrimp)
Lineage: Eukaryota; Metazoa; Arthropoda; Malacostraca; Decapoda; Penaeidae
Product: translation initiation factor IF-2-like
Exons: 5
Coding region: 1-1056 (351 amino acids)
Source: RefSeq, a predicted model, not a curated record